Ipomoea nil (Japanese morning glory) is the source of this 3605-nucleotide messenger RNA. Its product is annotated as pentatricopeptide repeat-containing protein At4g30825, chloroplastic. Gene Ontology annotation, molecular function: protein binding. The transcript is spliced from 3 exons. Lineage: Eukaryota; Viridiplantae; Streptophyta; Magnoliopsida; Solanales; Convolvulaceae. The record is from RefSeq and is a predicted model, not a curated record. Bases 198 to 3026 code for a protein of 942 amino acids.
UUGGACAAGAGCAGCUAGUUAAUUAGUUGAAUAGUUGAUGAUGUUCAAAAUUCUGAGAUCCACUCAUGCGUCAUCAACACCUUACAAUCGUCCUCAUCCACACAUGUACUUGGGUUCUUGUAUAGUAAUCAUGCUUGCUUGAUUCAUUUCUCCUCCACUGUCUCCACUUCCCUGUUUCUACGCAGGCAUCCUGCUUGAUGGCUUCUUUCAACCUCUCACUUUCCCUUGACAAUUCAUUUGAAUCCAAGAAGCUCAACAAUUUCAGGGUAAAUUCUCUUCAGUUGACUGAUCGUUGUUGUUUUCCGCCGUUUUCCGGUUAUAUUCAUUUAACUGGUGCAUUUGUAGUGAACCCAAUUUGUAAUUUAAAUCCCAUUAGGGUUUGCCGAACAUUCACUGAUGUUUCGGAUAAGUCUGAAUUGGGUCUGGAAGAAGAUAAUGUGAUUGGUUCCACUAGUGAGGAUUUGGGGAAUGAGGGUUCUACUUUGGAAAGUUUGAAUUCAAAUUCGGGUUUCCGAAAAGGGAAGUUUGAUAUUUGGAAGAAGAGGUUUAAAAGUGCAAAGAAAGUAAGCAAUGACUUGAAUACGAGGCGGAGUUUUAGGAGGAAAGAUUGUGAACUUGGAAAUGAACUAGAUGUGAGAAUUGGAUGUGAUGUGGAAAGUCCUGAAUGUGGAGUAAAUAGUGAAAAUGUAGUUGAUUUUGAUGUUAACGUCAUUAGGCUUGACUUGAGUUUAGAGGAGUGUAAUGCAGAGUUGAAGCUGCUCGAGAAGUGUAGUGAUAGGAAAGUUUUAAAAUUUUUUGAGUGGAUGAAAAUAAAUGGAAAGUUGAAGCGAAAUGUUACUGCUUAUGAUUUAAUUUUUCGGGUUUUGGGGAGGAGAGAAGAUUGGGGUGAAGUUGAAGCAGUGAUCAAAGAAAUGAUUUCCGAGUCAGGCUGUGAGAUUAAUUAUCAAGUUUUCAAUACACUUAUCUAUACUUGUCAAAAGAAAGGGCUUGUGGAGUUGGGUUCUAAGUGGUUCCACAUGAUGUUGGAGAAUGGGGUUCGGCCUAAUGCUGCUACUAUUGGGAUGCUAAUGAGCCUUUACCAGAAACGUUGGAAUAUUGAGGAAGCAGAAUUUACAUUCUCAAAGAUGAGGGAUCUUAAAAUAAGCUGCCAAUCUGCAUACUCAGCUAUGAUUACAAUAUACACGAGAUCUGGCUUGUAUAGUAAAGCUGAAGAUGUAAUUGGCUUCUUGAGAGAAGAUGAAGUGGUCUUGAAUCAGGAGAAUUGGUUGGUUCUGCUUAACACUUAUAGUCAACAGGGCAAGAUGCAUAAAGCUGAAGAGAUCUUGGCUUUAAUGUUCAAAGCUGGUUUCAGCCCAAACAUAGUUGCAUACAACACAUUGAUCACUGGAUAUGGCAAGGCAUCAAAUAUGGAUGCUGCCCAGUGCUUGUUUGAGGACCUCAAAAGAUUUGGAGUGGAUCCAGAUGAAACAACUUAUAGGUCCAUGAUUGAAGGUUGGGGUCGGGCAAACAAUUACAAGCAGGCAGAGAGGUAUUUUGCAGAACUCAAAAGCAUUGGGUACAAGCCUAACUCAUCUAACUUGUACACAAUGCUAAAUUUGCAAGCUAGACAUGGAGGAGAAGAGGGUGCCAUAAGGAUUAUUGAUGAAAUGGUGAUGAUUGGUUGCCAAAAAUCUUCCAUCCUUGCCAUUCUUUUACAAAUAUAUGAGAAGGUUGAACAUGUUGAUAAAGUGCCUUUGGUUUUGAAGGGCUCUCUGUAUGACCAUGUCCUAAAAAAUCAGACGUCGUGUUCAACUCUUCUCAUGGCUUAUGUAAAAAAUGGCAUGAUAACUGAUGCGCUGAAAAUUUUAAAUGAAAAGCUGUGGGAUGAUUCUGAAUUUGAGGACAACUUAUACCAUUUACUAAUUUGCUUAUGCAAAGAUUUUGGUCAUCCAGAGAAUGCCGUCAAGAUAUUCACUUGCAUGCCAAAAUCUGAUAUGCCUAAUUUGCACAUAAUAUGCACAAUGAUUGACAUUUACAGUUCAAAGAACUUGUUCACUGAGGCUGAAAAUCUUUACUUAGAGCUAAAUACUUCAGGUAUUGCCUUGGACAUGAUAGCCUUCAGUGUUGUGGUAAGAAUGUAUGUCAAAUCUGGAGCUUUAGAAAAAGCAUGUGCUGUUUUGGACAUCAUGGACAAGCAAAACAACAUUGUUCCAGAUGUGUAUCUGCUUCGAUAUAUGCUUCGAAUUUAUCAGAGGUGCAACUUGAAUGACAAAUUGGCAGAUCUUUAUUAUAGAAUUCUGAAAAGUGGAGUUGUUUGGGAUGAGGAGAUGUACAACUGUGUCAUAAAUUGUUGUGCCCGAGCAUUGCCAGUUGAUGAGCUUUCAAGACUUUUCUUCGAGAUGAUUCAUCAAGGAUACUCACCCAAUACAGUGACAUUCAAUGUUAUGCUAGAUGUUCUUGGUAAAUCUGGACUUCUUGGAAAGGCAAGGAAAGUUUUCAACAUGGCUCAAAAGCGUGGUCUAGUUGAUGCCAUCUCUUACAACACACUCAUAGCUGCAUAUGGCAAAGGUAAGGACCUCGACAAUAUGGCAUUGACUGUGAGGAAAAUGCACUUCAGAGGCUUUACGGUCACUCUUGAAGCGUACAAUUGUAUGUUGGAUGCCUAUGGGAAAGAAGGCCAAAUGGAGAAGUUCCGUGAUGCUUUACUGAGAAUGAAGGAAUCUGGUUGUGCAUCUGAUCAUUACACCUACAACAUUAUGAUUAAUAUUUAUGGAACAAAAGGUUGGAUUGACGAAGUUUCUGGCAUUUUAAUGGAACUAAAAGAUUCUGGAUUUGGACCUGAUUUGUGCAGCUAUAACACUUUAAUAAAGGCAUAUGGGAUUGCUGGAAUGGUUGAGGAUGCUGUGGCUUUGAUCAAGGAAAUGAGAGAAAAUGGAAUAGAACCAGACCAAAUAACUUACACUAACCUCAUCACUGCAUUGCAACGGAAUGAUAUGUUCCUGGAGGCUGUGAGAUGGUCCCUGUGGAUGAAGCAGAUAGGGGUCUAAUACCACUGCACAUAAUAUUACUCUUUUGUUAUAACAGUGUGCCUCUGCUAUUUAUUGACAUCCAACAAUCCCGGGCUCAAGCUUACCAUCCAACAGACCAAUAAACCUUUUCAGAGGAAGCUGGCUUGCAAACAUUACCAAUGCAUUUAUAUAUACAGAUAAGGAUGACCAAAGGCAUGGUUGCCAUACCAGAGCUGCACUAUAGUUUGGAAUUGACUGUGCAGAAAGCAAAGAAAAUGAGGCAAGAGAGACAUUCUCAAAGAUGUGAUGGUGAGCUCAAACGCCGUGCAAUCCCAUCAUAACACACAAAAUAUUACGUUAACCUGCAACUUCUCUUGCUGCUGCCUUGAUUCUUUUUAUUGAGUUGACAUAUGAAUCAACAACGUAUAUACAAGGAGGGAGUGAAGGUUUUGGCCCUUUUUUUUUUUUUUUUUAUCCAACUUGUUUGUAUCUUGUGUUUUACUUGUACUAAUAAAUGUUGUAUUGCUAUUUUCAAAAGAAAAGAAAAUGUUGUAUUGCUUCUCGCCAUUUGGUGUUUUAAGUGAGUGUUGAGCUUUCGUAACACGAACAAUUAUUGUA